Molecule: messenger RNA, 1813 nt
Organism: Corylus avellana
Lineage: Eukaryota; Viridiplantae; Streptophyta; Magnoliopsida; Fagales; Betulaceae
Product: PHD finger-containing protein 1
Biological process (GO): negative regulation of transcription elongation by RNA polymerase II
Molecular function (GO): histone reader activity
Source: RefSeq, a predicted model, not a curated record
GUUGAGGACAUUUGCUUCCUUGGGAUAUUCAUGUAGCAAAGCUCCAUCUAAUCUAUUGUUCACUUCCACAUCAUAUUUGCUUAUGAGGUUUUCUUGUGGUUAUUAAUGCAUAAGCAUGCAUGUACCCAUUUGAUUUUAACAUUUGUGAAGGUCGUUUAUUCUAGAUAUCCUUAUCCUUGACAAGGCAAUAUAUUUAGGGUGGGUUAUAAUGAUGCGUCUUUGGUGUGGAUUUGGGACCUAGUCUGUGUUUAUAUAUAUAUGUGUGUGUGUGUGUUACUGAUUCAUAGAUAUAUGACAAACAGGCUGCAAUAAAUGUGUGCUUUGUUGUUGCAGGUGACUAUUUGUCAGAAGUGUGGUGACAGUGGGUGGGAUGUUGCUUUGAUCUACUGUGACAAUUGUCAGGUUUAUGCUGAGCAUCGGUAUUGCUUGGAUGUACUGCCCAAAACAUUUGAUGAAUAUGUUACUUGGUUUUGCGAGGAUUGUGAACCAAAAGUUGGAAAGCUAUCUACUAUCAACAAAGCUAGUCCUCUCCCUUCUGCAAUAAAUCAUCCUAUAAAUUCAGUAAAUGUGCAAGCAACCCAAUCUGGAAUAGAAUUAAAGAAAAAGAAUUGUUCCCAAAUAUUGAAGAAGUCCAAGAAGGUUAAAAAGAAGAAAUUAAAGGUCUUCACUGACUGUUUGGCUAAAGCAACCAUGCGAAUAUGUGAAAAUAGCCCUUCCCUUCUGCCUAAUGAGACGCAUUGUGGUAAGAUACGUGAAAAGGAUCAGAAGCUUGGACAGGAUUUGAGACUAGUACUUUCAGAGGAUGCCGAUUCCAAUGACGAGGUUGGAUAUCUUAACAAUUCUCUUCAAUUGCGUGAGAUGCAUUGUGGUGAGAAUUGUGAAGGUCAGAAGUCAGGGCGAGAGGCAAGAGUGGUGGCUGAAUCUGUUAACCCUUCUCUUCGAUGCAAUGAGAUGCAUUAUAGUGAGAAUUGUGAAAAAGUUCAGAAGCUUGGACUGGAUCUGAAAAAUAAAACCAAUGCUGAUGUAGAAGCUGAAUCUGUUAAAACCUCCCAAAUAGUUAUGCAUUACCCUUCCAACAUCUUAGAACCCAAAUGUCAUGUCCCUUCACAGCCUAUCAUUGAUCCUAUCUGGAGAGGAAGUUUAUCCAUCUGCAAUAAAAUUUUUGGCACUGUUGGCCUUGUAGCUCAUUUGUCUAACUUAGCAUGCCCUAAAGUCUUCGAGGAGGCGAAAUUGAUACCAAGGAUGCUUUCCGCAGAAUUGCGUUGUAGGUCUGGUUUGUGGCCAAAAGGUUUUGGGAAGAGGGGCCCAACCGAUCAGAGUAUCGCUCUUUAUUUCUUUCCGGAAAACGAAAGUUAUGAAAAGGCUUUUCAGAUCCUGGUGGAUAGCAUGAUUGGCCAAGACCUUGCCCUAAGAUCCGUGGCGCAAAAUGCAGAACUUUUGGUUUUCUCUUCCAAAUUACUGCCUCCACAAUAUUGGAAAUUUCAGGGGAAAUUUUACUUAUGGGGAGUUUUUAGGAAAAAGCAGGCUUUUGGUGUAACAAAUACAGCGGUCCAUGAAGUGGAGGAAAACCGUACAAGUGCCAUAACCUGGGAUCGGAGGAGUCCUGUGGGUCCUUUAAGCAACAGUGGUAGUUAUGGUUCUAGCUCGCUAUAUUCUAUCCGUGCUUCAGUGUUUUGAUUUUGUUCAUCACAACUUGUAUAGUGUUUAGGGUCUCUUUCUUUCCAUUUUGCCCCUCCCCGCUCUCCCUUCUUCCCACUCCCUUGGUCUCUUUUGUUCUUCUUUUUUCUUUUUUCAUUUUUGUAGGUGAGGUGGG